This is a messenger RNA of Ochotona curzoniae (black-lipped pika), 776 nucleotides long. RefSeq names its product coiled-coil domain containing 12 (gene CCDC12). The record is from RefSeq and is a predicted model, not a curated record. The transcript has 7 exons. The coding region runs from base 64 to 561 and encodes 165 amino acids. Lineage: Eukaryota; Metazoa; Chordata; Mammalia; Lagomorpha; Ochotonidae. Gene Ontology annotation, cellular component: U2-type spliceosomal complex; post-mRNA release spliceosomal complex.
UCUCUCAACUUUCCUCAGGCCUGUGCGACGCGGCGCGACGCAAGAGGAGGGGGCGUAGGCAAGAUGGCGGCGGUAGCGGCCGGUGUGGGCCGGUUAGAGGAAGAGGCCCUGCGGCGAAAGGAAAGGCUGAGAGCCCUUCGGGAGAAAACCGGACGCAAGGACAAGGAAGAGGGGGAGCUCAAGGCCAAGCAGCCCAGAGAGGAGGAAGAAGGCGAGAAGCACAGGGAACUCAGGCUGCGGAACUAUGUCCCAGAGGAUGAGGACCUGAAGAGGAGGAGGGUACCCCAGGCCAAGCCAGUUGCAGUGGAAGAAAAGGUGAAGGAGCAAUUGGAGGCGGCCAAGCCAGAGCCCAUCAUAGAGGAAGUGGACCUGGCCAACCUCGCCCCCCGGAAGCCUGACUGGGACCUCAAAAGGGAUGUGGCCAAGAAACUGGAGAAGCUGGAGAAGCGCACCCAGAGGGCCAUCGCCGAGCUCAUCCGUGAAAGGCUGAAAGGCCAGGAGGAUUGCCUAGCCUCUGCAGUGGGUGCCACCACCGAGCAAGAGGCCUGCGACUCUGACUGAGGCGUGGCCCACACCAUCUGCCGUCGGGCCUGUCCUGCAGGUGGCUGGGCUGGCCUGUUCUGGGUGUAAGAUCAGCUCCUCACCUUCUCAGAGCCCCCAUCACCCCAAGGAGACAGAGCUCUGUUGCUCGCCUGGAUCUGUACAUAUGGAUGUUUGGUCUUUUCUGUUUUGUGUAUUUUUUAUUUACUCUCUUGAAAUAGACACCAGUAAAGGGC